This is a messenger RNA of Schistocerca nitens (vagrant locust), 744 nucleotides long. RefSeq lists its product as uncharacterized. The transcript is spliced from 4 exons. The record is from RefSeq and is a predicted model, not a curated record. The coding region runs from base 1 to 744 and encodes 247 amino acids. Lineage: Eukaryota; Metazoa; Arthropoda; Insecta; Orthoptera; Acrididae.
AUGCCAGCCCACCGCGCCGCCUCCGCCCUCCACGCCCCCGCCCCCGCGCCGACAUUCGGUUUUACGGUGCGCGGGCGCAGCGCCAACUCAUUUAGGGCGCAGCCGCCUAAUCCCGCCCCCACGGCAACGCGGCCCGCUGUUUGCUCAGGCGCCGGCGCGACGCACGCAGCACCCAGCACCCAGCAGCCGCCGAUGCGUCUUCCCGUUCCGGGCGGCGCGCCGGAUCGGCUCGAGUCGCUAUUAACGGCGGCCUCACAGUGUGAUCGGCAGACGCUCUUCCCCACACCUCCCCACUCCCUCCACAUUCCACAGCCCCCUUUCUCCAAACUGUCCGCCAGACUGUUCGAGGAGCCGCUGUCGCCGGUGCUGGGCGGCGCGCGCGUGUGCCUGCUGUGGAUACGCCUCUCUGCCGCGGGUCGGCAGAUCUGGCGCGGCAGACACGGGGUGGGCGGGGGCGGGGGCGAGCAGCGGCGGCGGCGGCGCCUGUGUCUGCGCCCGCCCCGCCGCCGGUCGCUAACGAGGCCGCCCCCGCCCCCGCCACCGCCGCCCCCUGCCGCCGCGGCGCCGCUGAUCAAAGACGCCGCCCCGGCGGCUAAUCAGCGGUCGGCCCGUGUCUCCGCCGAAUCUAAUAGCCGCCCCCGCAGCUCGGGCGCCACCCAGCCAGCCGGAGCGCCUCAUUUGCAUUCUCGGCAGUCGCCUAGUUUGGCUGCACUCCACGCCUCCCGUCGGCAUCGUCUUGCUUAA